Messenger RNA from Gryllus bimaculatus (two-spotted cricket), 1125 nucleotides. The record is from the annotation of a GenBank genome assembly. Lineage: Eukaryota; Metazoa; Arthropoda; Insecta; Orthoptera; Gryllidae.
AUGCCUACCAGGAGCUCUUAUCUUCUUAAGGAUGUUCGAAGUGAUGACGAUAGCUCAAGUGAGUUGAGCAACUGGGCAUCUACCAGACGACACGGACGACUGCGGAAUAAUAUUCCAGAAAAGAAUGGAAACUUAGACCGUGGCACGCGCUCCGCGUGCGACUCUAGCACGGCGACGGCUCGACCCGAGAGCCCCGACUGCGCACAGCAGCUCGUCUUGACUUGGCCGCAGCCUCUCCCGCCCGUCACGGAGGAGCGAGAGCGAGAGUGCCGAGCGAGGUGGGCGGAGGACGAGGACGAGGAUGAGGACGAUGAUGAGGAGGUGGAGGACGGCGUUGCGGUUGGAGGUGCAGGCGCCGGACCUCACUGGCGCCGCGCCGCCGCCCCCGCCCCCCGCGCCGCCGUCCGCUGUCCGCGUCUGAGGCCAUUACAUGAACCACAUCUGAGUCCACUAGUUGGUCAAAGACUAAUCACAGACGUGCUAAGCGAUGACGGAGGCUACGUUCAUAUCUCUGGUCCUUCAGCACAAGGACGCAAAACUGGAUUUUUUCGGCGCCACUUAUCGUCCCUCGUGCCGUGCUUCCGUGUGCGAACGCUCACCGCGGCGCCAGGUGGGAUUCGUCCGGGCGUCGUGAGCUGCCGCGCGCGCGUCGUCGCCUCGACCGCCGCCGCCGCCGUCGCCGCAGGCACCCGUCGCGUCGCCGAGCGUUGCGUGCGUGCGGGCGGCGUCUUGGGCGCGUCGCGGCCACCCACGCCCACGCGUGACGCAUGCGGCGGCGGCGGCGGGGCGGCGUGUGCGCAGGUACUCAUUGUGCGACCGGUCCUCAUCCAUCUCGCCGGCAGCGGCGGUAGCGGCGGCGCCCCGUGUGUGGCACUCAUUACAAGAUGUCUGCGGCCCUUGAAGGAUAGGCCGUCAUCGCGCGGGCGACCGCACGCCCACCUGCACGCGCCCGCACGCGAACGACCCCGCCCGCGCCCACCGCCCGCGCGCGCGGAGAACCCCCGCCCGCCGAAGAACACGCGGCACGGCGCCGGCUGGCGCGCAGAUUGCCGUCGCCAACGAGCCCCGCACGAGGAGCAGCGCCAGCAGAGGAGGAUGAGGGGGAGGAGGUGGAAGAGGAGUUAA